CGCGGGGGAGGGUCACGUGACGGGCUUCCGGGGGGCGCGCAUGCGCAGAGCGCCGGGACCGGUCCCCUGGUCGCCUGUCGCCGCCUGUUGUCGCCUGUCGCCGCCUGUUGCCGCCGCCUGUCGCGGCCGCCUGUCGCGUGGCCAGGGCGACCAUGGAGAACCUGCGGCGGCUGCUGAGUAGCCCCGACGCCGAGGAGCAAGGGCUGACCGCCCAGGUGCUGGAUUCCACUUCACUUAGUUUUGGCACUAGGUUGAGAUGGUUUGCCAUAUGUUUCGUCUGUGGCAUCUUGUGUUCUUUGCUUGGAACGGGAUUGUUGUGGCUCCCAGGUGGAGUGAAACUUUUUGCUGUUUUCUACACCUUUGGAAAUAUUGCAGCAUUAGCCAGCACUUGCUUCUUGAAGGGACCUGUGAAACAACUGAAGAGCAUGUUUGAGCCAACAAGAUUGCUUGCUACGAUUUGUGUGCUGCUCUGUUUGAUAUUCACUCUGUGUGCUGCUCUUUUGUGGCAUAAAAAAAACCUGGCCGUUCUAUUCUGCAUAUUACAGUUCCUAGCAAUGACGUGGUAUAGUUUGUCAUAUAUCCCAUAUGCAAGAGAUGCGGUGAAAAAAUGCUGUACUUCCAUCAUAAGUUGAACCAACCAAACACCAUGGAGAAGGACAGGAGAAGCCGAGGCCUUAUUUUUCAUAGAAGUAUGUUUCUUCAGAUCUUACUCCUCAUUCCAGAAAGAGCAGACACCAUUUUGUAUCCCGGUAAAGCAUAUCUGGGUUUUAUGAAACUUAAAUGUUGUUAUUAAAUAAAUUGUUUCAUUGUGCUGUUAAAUGUAUAUAUCUUUACCAAAGACCGUGAGUCCUUCAACACCACAUUAAGUGGUAACUGCUUUUAGACUGCUUUUAUGAUCUGAAUUUGAUAAGAGUUGGGUGUGAAUCUAGGCAGCCAGGGAUCUUUGUCAUUCAUCCUUUUUAUAAAGGUUUUUACUUGGCAUUUUAAAGCUUGCUCUCAUCUAAAUAACAAACUGUUCCGCACAUUAUGUACAUUUAUUUAUAAUAUGUUCAGGAAAUUUUAAGAUAAGCUCUCUAAAUAAAAGUUGAUGUUUUCCAGAAGAGA
Messenger RNA from Tachyglossus aculeatus (Australian echidna), 1104 nucleotides. It is a transcript of the gene SFT2D1, whose product is annotated as SFT2 domain containing 1. Bases 153 to 632 code for a protein of 159 amino acids. The record is from RefSeq and is a predicted model, not a curated record. Gene Ontology annotation, biological process: vesicle-mediated transport. Gene Ontology annotation, cellular component: membrane. Lineage: Eukaryota; Metazoa; Chordata; Mammalia; Monotremata; Tachyglossidae. The transcript has 8 exons.